This is a messenger RNA of Vidua chalybeata, 1795 nucleotides long. It is a transcript of the gene UBE2D2, whose product is annotated as ubiquitin conjugating enzyme E2 D2. The coding region runs from base 511 to 954 and encodes 147 amino acids. The transcript is spliced from 7 exons. Gene Ontology annotation, molecular function: ubiquitin conjugating enzyme activity. Gene Ontology annotation, biological process: ubiquitin-dependent protein catabolic process; protein K48-linked ubiquitination. The record is from RefSeq and is a predicted model, not a curated record. Gene Ontology annotation, cellular component: nucleus. NCBI's taxonomy places the organism in Eukaryota, Metazoa, Chordata, Aves, Passeriformes, Viduidae.
CCCCUCCCCCUUCUGGAGAGUUCUGCACGGCGGCCGGCACGACAAAUAGUCCCCGCUGCUCCCCGCCCUCUCCUCCCCCUCCCGCUCCUUCUCCUCCUCCCGCCGCUCCUGCCCUGGCCUCUCCCUUCCCUUCCUUCCCCUCCCCGCCACGGCGGUGUCUCCGCCCCGGGAACCGGAGCGGUGCCCGGGGGCAGCGGCGGCGGGGCGGAGUGAUCCGCUGCGGACGGCGCGGAGGCAGCGCAUAAAGCGGUGGCGGCGGAGGGAACGGAGGAGCUGCGGAAACGCUGAGCCCGCGGCCGCCACCGCCCGACACCGGCCAGGCCCCGGCCCCGCCGCCCCGGGGGGCCCCGGUCCCCUCCCGCCCCUCCGCUCGCUUCGUCCCUCCCCGUCCCCUCCCUGCGCAGCCGCCACCUCCGCGCUCCUCCUCCUCCCCCCCUCCCCUCGCAAAUAGUCCCGCGGGCCGCCCCCUCCCUCCGCCCGCGCCCCUCCUGCCGCCGCCUCGCGCACACAAUGGCGCUGAAGAGAAUCCACAAGGAGUUGAACGACCUGGCACGUGAUCCUCCAGCACAGUGUUCAGCAGGGCCUGUUGGGGAUGACAUGUUCCAUUGGCAAGCUACAAUAAUGGGACCAAAUGACAGUCCCUAUCAAGGUGGAGUAUUUUUCUUGACAAUUCACUUCCCGACAGAUUAUCCCUUCAAACCACCUAAGGUUGCAUUUACAACAAGAAUCUAUCAUCCAAAUAUUAACAGUAAUGGCAGCAUUUGUCUCGAUAUUCUACGAUCACAGUGGUCCCCAGCACUAACUAUUUCAAAAGUACUUUUGUCCAUCUGUUCUCUGUUGUGUGAUCCCAAUCCAGAUGAUCCUUUAGUGCCUGAGAUUGCACGGAUCUACAAAACAGAUAGAGAAAAGUACAACAGAAUAGCUCGAGAAUGGACUCAGAAGUAUGCGAUGUAAUUAAAGAAAUUAUUGGAUAACCUCUACAAAUAAAGAUAGGGGAACUCUGAAAGAGAAAGUCCUUUUGAUUUCCAUUUGACUGCUUUCUAUGAGCCCACGCCUCAUCUUCCCCUGUGCACAUGUUUACCUGAUACAGCAGUGCUGCGUGUUGUACAUACUUGGAACAACAAACUAGAAAUACUGUAUUUCCCCGUACCAACAUUGACUCCUAGCAGAGAAGUGUGUGUGUGAAAAGCUGGUUCUUCAGUCAUAACUUUGUGAGCCUAAAAGCAUUCCUUGCUGAGUUAAAUUGGGAAAUCAAAUGGGAAUGGGGAGAGUUCUGGUGGGUUUCAGAUUUUCUAGGGACAGUGUUGCUGAUCCACGAAGGAUUUUAAGUGGAAUCCUUUUAAACUCAUAACAGUUAUGAAAAGCAAGGUGAAGAACUUGAAGCUGUUUCUGUAUUCAUUUUAUUCUGAAGGACCUACACCUUAGGUAAAUGUUAUGACCAAUGAGAAACUGUACCCACAUCCUGUGUUUAAGGUCUAAGUUUAACCGGUCACCAUUUAAAUGGAUUGGAGCUAUUAGUGCAUCAAGUGAUGUUGAUUUGUUUCAACUCUCUCCCUCCCUUCAUACUUUUUUUGGUUUGUAUGUGGUUUCUCAGUUAAUACCUAGCUAAUAGCUCUUAUUUUUCUUAAGUUUUUUAACUGCUUAGGUCUUUCUGGAUGUAAGGGUAAAAAAAAAAAAAAUCCAUAUGACAGAAAACUUGUGUGUAUUUAAAGACCCAACUGCUCCCCUGGAGCUUGUACGUUCAAGAAUGAAUUAAUCUGUGUAAUAAACUGAUUACUACAGUCAUUACAUAUAA